AUGAUGAAGAAAAGUACACUAGAAUCAUUACCCAAUGAAUUAUUACUCAAGAUAUUUUCUUAUUUAUCAUCAUUUGAUCUUUGUCAAGCCUUUCUUGACUUAAAAAAUGUUCGUAUUCAACGUCUUCUUACUUCUAUUAGUCACUCUUUCGACGUUAGUUUAAUGCAUUAUAAUCAAUUGCGUCGAUUUCUUCUUAGCAAUAACAAUGAUUUUAUGCAUUGUUUUACUGCUUUGAUAGAUACUAUCGUACUUCGUAAUUCAUGUGCUUGUCGAAUGUUAUUUAAUCACUGGAGUGAAACUUUCCAUGAUACUCAACAAAUCAAUAUGUUCUUACCAUCAAUAAAACGACUUUUUAUUUUAAAUACCGAAUAUUAUGAAUAUGGUUUAGUCCAACCAGUUUUGAUACCUUUAGUUUUUGCUCAUAACACAUUACAAUAUUUACAUCUUGUCUUUGAACAGCCUACGAAUUCAUAUUCAUCAAUACUCUCUAAGCUUGUUCAUCAUCGGAUUUCAGUGAAUACAAUGAUAUUAGAAGUUGAAAAGGGUAUGUUAUUCAACAUAGUCUGA
Messenger RNA from Rotaria sp. Silwood2, 567 nucleotides. The record is from the annotation of a GenBank genome assembly. Lineage: Eukaryota; Metazoa; Rotifera; Eurotatoria; Philodinida; Philodinidae.